AUGCCUAAGGUUGAGGUCGGCUCUGCCUCAGAUUCAGACAGGGCUGCAGACCCGGAGCUGCAGGGCUGGGACAAAGCGGCCACAAAGCGGCUCCUGCGAAAGCUAGACUGGCACUUGAUCCCCUUUAUGAGUCUGAUCUAUCUGCUCUGUUUCCUCGAUCGCACCAACAUUGGAAACGCCCGGCUCGACAACCUCGAACAAGACCUGCACCUGCAAGGCAUCCAAUACAACGACUGCCUAGCAAUUCUCUUCCCAUUUUACAUCGCCGCAGAGAUCCCCAGCAACAUCAUGAUGAAGCGAACGCGGCCGUCGAUAUGGUUGACAUUCAUCAUGGUGCUCUGGUCUGCGUCCAUGAUUGCGCAAGGUUUCGUGAAGAACUACCAGGGCCUCAUGACUACCCGGGUUUUCCUUGGCGUCUUCGAGGGCGGUCUCUUUCCCGGAGUCAACUAUUACAUUUCAGAAUGGUACUGCCGCCACGAGCGCGGGUUCCGGAUGGCCAUGUUUUUCAGCGCCGCGACCCUCGCUGGUGCGUUUGGAGGAAUUCUGGCACGAGCCAUCGCUGAGAUGUCGGGUGUCGGCGGUCUUUCCGCUUGGAGCUGGAUCUUCAUCCUCGAGGGCUUGGCGAGCAUCCUCGUCUCGUUUGGCGCUUACUGGGCAAUCAACGACUAUCCUUCCACGGCCAAGUUCCUACACGACGAUGAACGCCGAGAAGUCGAGAGGCGCCUCUUCGCUGACACCGGCCACCUGUCCAACGAGUUCAACAUGAAGUACGUGUGGCAGGCCAUCAAGGACUGGAAGAUCUACAUCCACAUGCUCAUCUGCAUGGCCGGGUUCUGCCCCAUCUACUCCUUCUCGCUGUUCCUGCCGACAAUCAUCAAGAACAUGGGGUACUCGGCAAACAACGCCCAGCUCAUGAGCGUGCCGCCCUACGUCUUCGCGUGCAUCUUUACGAUCGGCGCGAGCUGGUUUGCCGACAGGGUGCAGCAGCGCGGCGUGUUCUUGCUGGGGUUUCAGCUGGUCGGCAUCCUGGGCUUUGCGCUGCUCGCAGGCACCGCAAAUUCUUCGAUCCAGUAUGCGGGUACUGUACUUGCGGCUAUCGGUAUCUACCCUCAAAUCCCGCUCGGGAUGGCCUGGAACGGCGCGAACAUCGGAGGUAGUCUGAAGCGUGGAACUGGCAUCGCGAUGCAAGUCAUGGGAGGGAAUUGCGGUGGCAUCAUUGCGUCCUAUGUGUACCUCUCGCGGGAUGGACCACGGUACAUCACUGGCCACAGUAUCUUGAUCGGCUUCAUCAGCAUGGCAUUCUUCCUGACGCUGUUCAUGACCGUCUGGGUCCGGCGCGAGAAUGCACGGCGCGACAAGAUCGCGAACGAGGCUGGGGUCCAGGAGCUGACCGAGGAGCAGAAGCUGAACGAGCGGGAGCUUGCUGAUAAUGUGCCGUGGUUCCGAUAUACCCCUUGA
Messenger RNA from Microdochium trichocladiopsis, 1458 nucleotides. RefSeq names its product high-affinity nicotinic acid transporter. Gene Ontology annotation, cellular component: membrane. The coding region runs from base 1 to 1458 and encodes 485 amino acids. The transcript is spliced from 6 exons. Gene Ontology annotation, biological process: transmembrane transport. Lineage: Eukaryota; Fungi; Ascomycota; Sordariomycetes; Xylariales; Microdochiaceae. Gene Ontology annotation, molecular function: transmembrane transporter activity. The record is from RefSeq and is a predicted model, not a curated record.